This is a messenger RNA of Chanos chanos (milkfish), 2137 nucleotides long. It is a transcript of the gene smpd5, whose product is annotated as sphingomyelin phosphodiesterase 5. Lineage: Eukaryota; Metazoa; Chordata; Actinopteri; Gonorynchiformes; Chanidae. Gene Ontology annotation, cellular component: extracellular region; cytoplasm. The record is from RefSeq and is a predicted model, not a curated record. Gene Ontology annotation, biological process: sphingomyelin metabolic process. Gene Ontology annotation, molecular function: sphingomyelin phosphodiesterase activity. The coding region runs from base 265 to 2016 and encodes 583 amino acids. The transcript is spliced from 8 exons.
UCCACAAAAUCUUCCAAUGUGGGCACUAAUUAAAUUCAGGUGCUUGUGCUCGAAUGGAUAUAAAAGAGCAAUACUUUUCUAAGACUGGCAUCAUCCCCUCAUAAAAUCAGAAUACACGACGGUGGGAAACUAUCUAAUUCAAGGUUCAACCAGGUUUUCCGCUUUUGCCACAUAUGACACGGUCAAAACAACCAAAAAUGUGGCCAGUGUAAAAUGAGAAGGACUUUUGCUCUAUCUCCCCUCCCUAAUGUUCAGCGGUGAGGUAUGGCACUGAGAGAGUCCCCAUUCUCUAAUGGAUUUGUGGAGGGUCUCCAUGCUUUGGGAUGGGGGCUCAUUCUCCCCUGUUUCUGGUUCCUCGACCGUCUCAUCGCGGUGUGCAUGUCCACCAGUCUGGAGCGCAAACAGCGGCAAGAGCAGGAGUGCUACCUCCACCCUCUCAAAGUCUUCUUCGGUUCCAUUGUCUUCUUCGUCCUCUUUGUCAUCACAGCACCGAUUGCCUUUUUGGGGUUUCUGCUCUGGGCUCCCCUUCAAGCAGCUCGCCAGCCUUUCUCGUAUCACCGCGAGGUGCCAUCUCUAUCACUGGAGGACAGGAAUGUUGGUUGGGAGGAGGCUGGAAGAGUAACCUUUGGAUUUGUGACCGCAAACCUGUGCCUGUUGCCAGACAGCCUGGCGCGCUUCAACAAUCUCGGACACACGCAACGGCGCGCCGCGGCCAUCGGUAAGAACAUCGUGCAGGGCGUAAACCGCCCACACAUCCGUAUCUUCGUGGACUCACCCAGUAGUUGCGGCACUCUUAGCCCCUCCAGCAGCCUGCUACCCCAGUCAGCUCCCACCUCGUAUGGGUCUAUAGAGGCCGGCGCUCAGUCCAACACUACGGAUAGGACAGAAGGUAACCCCUGUGCGGACAUGGUUGCGUCUUCGCCUUGUGAUGACGACGUCUGCUUUUCCCCACCGUCGGCGCGUCCGAACCAUCAGCAGCCGUCCGUGACCAAUAGCAACCAAAACUCCAAUCAGCAAGGUGGUAGGGGACGCAGACACCCCCCGCGGGCCUUUCAGACGCUGGGCAAGGACAGCGAUGUGCCAGUGGAGGUUUCCACAUUGUUCCCUGCCGGUGUUGAUAUUGUGUGUUUAGAGGAGGUGUUUGAUAAGAGGGCAGCUCGGAAGUUGACCAAUGCAUUGGCACCGCUCUUUGGGCACGUGCUCUAUGAUGUGGGUAUCUAUGCCUGCCAUCCUCCUGGCAGAUGCUCCUCCUUCAAAUUCUUCAACAGUGGCCUGUUCUUAGCCAGCCGUUACCCCAUACUUGAGGCCCAGUACCACUGUUUCCCCAACAGCCGGGGAGAAGAUGCCCUGGCGGCCAAAGGUCUGCUCACUGUCAAGCUGCAAUUAGGUCUGGAAAGGAGAGAGAAGAAAAUGGUUGGAUAUUUUAACUGCACUCACUUACAUGCUCCUGAAGGCGAUGGAGAGAUAAGAUGUGAGCAACUUAACAUGAUUACCGACUGGAUUGACGAGUUUCAGGGAACAACCAAACAGGAGGAUGAACUUGUUAUGUUUGACGUUCUUUGCGGAGACUUCAAUUUUGACAACUGCUCACCUGAUGACAAGCUGGAGCAGACACACAGGCUGUUUGAGAAGUACAGAGACCCCUGCAGAGCUGGUCCUGGUAAAGAGAAGGACUGGGUUAUUGGCACUUUGCUUGAACAGCCUUCCUUGUAUGACGAACAUGUGAGCACCCCAGAGAACCUACAGAGGACUUUAGAAAGAGAAGAACUGCGUAAGGAGUACAUAGCACCCCCGGUGCCUCUGAAGGACACUCCCCACGAGUACCCUGAGCCUGGGAAACCCUGGGUGGGCCGGCGCAUUGACUACAUCCUGUACAGAGAGAGCUCACUUGCCAAACUUUGCCAAACAGAAGUGGAAGAGUACACCUAUGUGACCCAGCUGGCUGGUUUAACUGACCAUAUUCCUGUUGGCCUGCGACUCAAUGUAAACCUGGGAUCUGACGACAAUGAGCCAUAAAAUAAGACACAUGCUGCUUACACCUUAGGCAAAGCCUAAAAUGUUAUAGAUGCAAUGUACAGAGUACUGUUUACCACCCCUGGAAACGGGAAAAUCAAGGGAAAUUGUGUAAAGGUGAAAA